Staurois parvus is the source of this 285-nucleotide messenger RNA. Lineage: Eukaryota; Metazoa; Chordata; Amphibia; Anura; Ranidae. The record is from the annotation of a GenBank genome assembly.
UCUGCAAUCUCUGACUAUCUCCUGUUGUCUGUCUGCAGUCUCUGACCAUCUCCUGCAGCAUGUCUGCAAUCUCUGACUAUCUCCUGUUGUCUGUCUGCAGUCUCUGACCUUCUCCUGUACUAUGUCUGCAGUUUCUGAUCAUCUCCUGCAGUAUAUCUGUCUGCAGUCUCUGACCAUCUCCUGUAGUAUGCAAUCUCUGACCAUCUCCUGUAGAAUGUCUGCUCCUCUCACAGUCUGCCCUGAAGACCAGUGUAGCAUGAAAAUCUGUCUCCUAUGAGGAUCUGU